Messenger RNA from Meloidogyne enterolobii, 2094 nucleotides. The record is from the annotation of a GenBank genome assembly. NCBI's taxonomy places the organism in Eukaryota, Metazoa, Nematoda, Chromadorea, Rhabditida, Meloidogynidae.
AUGACCCUUAUUGGAUUAAUUAUCGCUUUCUGUAUUAUUCCUUCAGUUGUCGACGCUGAUUGUCUCUCAGGGAACUGGACAACGCGUGUUGCUACAGAUGGAAAUACAUAUGGUUAUCAAGUACUUGCGAGAGACUGGCUUAAUUUUUAUGAGGCCCGCGCUUUAUGUCUCGGAGUUGGAGGAGAUGUGGCAUCUAUCCACAGUAACGCUGAGAAUGAGUUUGUUCGCCAGUUGGCCGCCCCCUAUAUUAUCGGGUGCCAGACAAAUAAAACAACAUGUGGUGCUAGAGCAACUACAAGUCUUGAUACUGUUUUAAGUGUAGUUUGGUUGGGAAUGCAUCGUUGUCAAUAUUUUCCAAGUUACAAUGCUACAGUUGAUUGUAUAAAUUCGGAUGGAACGCCUUGUGAUUAUGCGGCUACAAAUGCCGUAAUUCUUACAGGCCCUUCUCCUUUCCCAUGGGCUUGGGGAAAUCCUUCAGGAUCUGACAGCGGAGGCGGAGCUGGUCUCAUUGAGGACUGCGUUUCAAUGUAUAAUGCCACAACUGGGGAGUGGAACGAUUUAUCAUGCUUCCAAAAAUUGGGUGGCGUCGUUUGUAAAAGAAAUUGUACAGGAACAUGUGGAAGUACAUCUAUCAAGAAUGCUUUAAUUACUAGCCCUUCUGACAUAACGGACACGAGUUGUACAUCGGGCAAUUGGACUAAAAGAACAGGAGAGGAUGGAAACACGUAUGGGUAUCGAGUUGUAAUGAAGGAUUGGCUUAAUUUUUAUGAGGCAAAUGCACAAUGUCUUGCGCUCGGAGCUGAAGUCGUAUCUGUUCAUAGCGCAGCUGAAAACGAAUUUAUUCGACAAUUAGCCGGCCCAUAUAUAACUGCGUGUCAAACAAACACAUCGGUGUGUGCCAGUAGAGUUUCUACUACUCAAGACAUUCAGUGGCGUUCACUCUGGUUAGGCUUGCACCGUUGUGCAUUUUAUCCUACAUAUAAUGCUACGGUUGAUUGCAUUAAUUCGGAUGGAACAAGUUGUGAUUAUCUUAACAUCACUGGAGGUCCAUCAGGAACAGAAACGGGAACAGCCUCUGGUCAACAAGAAGCAUGCGCUGCCAUGUACAGCGCAACAACUGGACAGUGGAAUGACAUAGCAUGCUUUAACAAAUUAGGCGGUGUAAUUUGUAAAAAGAACUGUUCGAACGCAUGUGGAGUUGCAUCAACAACUACCACACAAUUGACUACAACUACCACACAGCAAACUACAACUACAACCCAACCUUCCACUACAUCUACUGCUGAACCAACUACAACAACAACCUUACCAACUACUACAACUACUUUACCAACAACGACAACAACUCUGCCUACUACCACAACAACCGAACCAUCUACAACAACAACCUUACCCACAACCACAACAACCAUACCCACAACCACAACUACUUUACCAACUACCACAACAACCUUACCCACAACCACAACUACAUUGCCAACUACCACAACAACCUUGCCCACAACCACAACAACCUUGCCAACCACCACAACAACCUUACCCACAACAACAACAACCUUGCCAACCACCACAACAACCUUACCCACAACAACAACAACCUUACCCACAACCACAACUACUUUGCCAACUACCACAACAACCUUGCCCACAACCACAACAACCUUGCCAACCACCACAACAACCUUACCCACAACCACAACAACCUUGCCAACCACCACAACAACCUUACCCACUACCACAACAACCUUACCCACAACCACAACACCGCCAAUAAAUUGCGCUGAUUGUUCAGCUGGUCAAUCGAAAGUAAUAUACGAAAAAAAUACAUUGUUGAGUAAUCAAACAAUUAACAAUUUGGCAGCAACCGAGUGCAUCUACAAUUGCAAGGACAAAGACGUAUCCCAGGCUUGUUACAAUCCAAGUACUAUAAGCGUUGUUAGAAUUCGUUGUACCGAUUCUACAAAAUUCUGUGUUUGCACAUCUGACAAGAAAGGUUGCUUUACUGUAACUCAAAGUGCACCUCUCUACCAGGCCGAUUAUUUAAUUUAUGCCAAUGGUUUGAUUUUGGGAAAAAUACUCAAAAAUACACAUUAA